AUCCGUUAUCAAUACGCACUGCGCUCUGAGAAUGAACAGUAUUGUAGUGAGAGCAAGUAUCGCACUCUCAUCUUCUAGCUCUUACCCAGUCAAAUGAGCAGCCAUGACAGAGAGCGGGAAGCAGAUAGCAGUCCGUUGGAAUAUGAAAUUGUGUUAUAUUCGGCGAGACUGUCAGACAUUCUUUCUCCUCUGAUUUAUCGAUAAUAGAGGAUUCAUAGGCUUCUGCGUAUUCGCUAGGAAGAUCUCCGUGGUCAACUUCUGUUACAUCAGCACAUCUUACGCCCACCAUAAUCCAAGCAGACAUGCUGUCGUAAUACCUCACUAGCACAGAUUGCUUUCUGUUUAUUUGAAACGAGUGUACGUAGAGAGACAGUACAUGUUGGAGACCUUGAUUUUGCUUACAGAAAGCGGGCCGUAAACCCGGCCAAAUGCCCUUUCGUUCGUGACCCUGGAGGUGGUGACCCCCAGGCUAUUGGAUUUUGCCUCCUCCUGUCAGAGCUCCUCAGGGCGGGUCAACCGUAACUAUACAUCGAACAACGCUCCCUUUUCCCAGCGUACACUAACUACCUUUUCAAGCAAUCUUCUGUAAGGCUACCGUUGUUGCCAUCUAGAGCAUAGUUUUCUUGCCUGGACCUUCCAGCUACUCUAGAAGAACAACCCCUCGGAGAAUCUCCCAUUUGUCGCCUUGCAACGCGCAACUACUACGCGCAGGCUGCUUUGUGGAAGUGUGUGACAAUUUGGUACCAGCUAUUCGCGUCGCAUGGAUAAACCCGAAAAUCUUUAGUCUUUUCUUCAGUUUUUUCUUUUUGUUUCUGCGCACAGUGGGAAUUUUCCGUUAGCAGGUAGUCGGGAUUUCGCGGAGGUUCCAACAUCGCAUGCGUAGCUUUGCACAGCCUUUCCAGACCUACUUGCUGACUAAUUUGACAAUAGUGUUUAUCUAUCAGUGUGAACGUGGCUUUAAAUGCCGUGCCUUUCUUUGGAACUUUGUAUUUUUGCAAACCGUCAUCGAGGGAUUCGGCCCCGCUGCGGUUCAACCUGUUGACCAGGACAGGAAAGGACAGCGCCGUAAUCCAGGGUCACUAGAAGCUGCGUUCGGUGGAAGAAGCGACCUCAUCUUUCUCGGUCAACAUAUAUCCUUCAUCGUUCAAGAAAGCGAGAAAUCUUUGGGGAAGAUGAUACCUGGCGGUGUCGGGGACAUGUCUCUCUUGAAGAAGGCAGAAACCUCUGCGAAGGGUCGCCGGCCCUUCUACGACCAAGGCCGGCUUGUCUAUGAAUGGGAACAGUCGCUGGACGAAGUUCACCUGUACCUGAAACCUCCAGAAGGAGCUAAGGCGAAGGACCUCGAUAUCAAGAUAACGCCCACGACGUUGACCGUGGGUCUGAAAGGAAAACCGCCUCUCUUUUCUGCGCCGACGGAGUCAACCGUAAACGUGGAUCCGUCAGUGUGGAUGAUAGAGGACGGGGAACUCCACAUUUUACUGGUCAAGAUGAAGAAGGGAGAAGUGUGGAAUGCUGCACUUAAAGGACAUGGUGGCGCUCUCGAUCCGUUCAGUCAGCAAGAAGUUCAGAAGAAGUUGAUGCUUGAACGGUUCCAGGAAGAGAAUCCCGGGUUCGACUUCUCUGGAGCGACAUUCAGCGGAAAUGCUCCGGAUCCGCGGACAUUCAUGGGCGGCGUAUCGUAUAAGUGACCAUUUCACGGCCAAACUGUCGUCUGUUUCUAACGACGGCUGCGGUCCUCUGCCUUUCCUCCUCCAAUUUUAGCUAUUUGGAUGCGUUCGGGACCAAAGCUCUCGUCGGCUAGACCGACGCGCUCCCUUCGUGUCCGUAUCGCAGCUUGAAUCUACUUUUUCAUUGCUCCAAGGGAUAACACAGAGUGGAACAUGUGAUAAUGUAGUAUUUGCCAUGCAGUGCGAUUUGCACACCUGUAUUACCCAUAACUGCACCUGCUGCACCUCCUCAAGUUGAUAAAGGAACAUACCCGAGGGCUCUCUCUCUCUCUGGCGACUUGGCCCCUAUCCGUCUGGCUAUUUGACGUGCCUGCGCAGUCCAGCAAAUCGUUCCGUUGUUUCUCCAAAGUCGAAUUCUCGGUCGAACACCGUGGUUUCUGAGCCGCUCCUUCUCUUUUUCACCGGAGUCAUGCCCUAGCGACCCUUAUGAACUCUCGUGGAAAACAGUUACACUUUCGUGAGAAGCAAGUGACUCUGAUUGUUCCACCACAGUUACAGGGGUUAUAGCAUACCCUGCAGUGACUGUCACACUGUUGAAUCCUGGUACACACCGAACUUUUAAACUCUCGUUCCAGUUAGUUCGGACGGCACAACGGUCUUGACAGUGUCCGUGAUGGACGGUGUCUGAGUUUGUAAAGUACUUGCAAUGGACAACAGCUAAAAUCUGACCAUUUACGGUGACAUUUGCUGUUGAUUGGAACGAAAGGUUUACCAUUGGCACAGCGAUCCGGCUGAAAACCACCAGCAGAAAAACGAGCGCCGUCACUUGCGGUAUACGU
Toxoplasma gondii ME49 is the source of this 2506-nucleotide messenger RNA. Its product is annotated as nuclear movement protein domain containing protein. Gene Ontology annotation, cellular component: cytoplasm. The record is from RefSeq and is a predicted model, not a curated record. Gene Ontology annotation, biological process: protein folding. The transcript is spliced from 7 exons. The coding region runs from base 876 to 1688 and encodes 270 amino acids. NCBI's taxonomy places the organism in Eukaryota, Apicomplexa, Conoidasida, Eucoccidiorida, Sarcocystidae.